GAUACAAACCCAGUGCUGCAAAAAUCCGAAACUAAAUUGUAUGUAAAGACACUACAACGUUGUGAGUGUGUGAGAGUGAAGUGGGAAAAAGCAUAGCAGAUCCUUCCCGCACAUUAUUAUCUUAUCUCAAUUUCUAGUUUCCGAGACAUCAUUUUUGUGUACAUUAAUCUUUGAAUCUGGGAUGCUCCAAACUCCUAGAAUUUUACUGUUUUUUACAACCUUGAUCUAACUCAGUAUCCAUCCAUAUCUACAUACACUUUAAAGGGGUUAACUGAAAAAAAAAAAAAAAAAAAAACCCACUUCCGAGAACAUAGCAGGAACAGCAAGAAACAAAGGAACUUCGCUGGUGGGGGAAAAGCUGGUCAUAUUUUACUGUUUUUUUUUUCUGCUUUUUCUUUUCUGCUGUGGAUGUCUGACUGAUAUAAGCUCAUUUUCUUUGACUGCAUUGCAACUUGUGGGGUGACACCAAAUCAUUGCAUUCUCACUUUUGUCUGGAAAAGUUAGGGUCUUUUGAAUUUACAUUUGCUCAUUCCCUUGGUUGAAACUCAAAACCCCCCUUUCAGCUUUUUGAGAUUGGUGGGGGGGAAACUCCUGUUAGGGCUUGAUUCUCAUUCGCUGUGGCGUUUUGAAUUGCAAGAAAAUGAGGGAAAAUGGUGUUGUGGCAAUUGAGGGAAUGUGAGGUGGAGGAAGGGGAAAAAGAAGAAGAAGAAAAGACGGGGUUGAGUAAAUGAGUGUUUUGAGACAUGGGGUGUGUGUUUGGGAAAGGAGCGUCGAAGAGGAGAGAGGAAGUGAAAGUUGAAAGCGCAGAAGAAGAGGGUGCUGUUCAGAACGGUGGGAAUGUGAAGGAGGGCGGAGAAGAGGAAAAGAGCAAGCCCUCAAAGGGGGAGAGAAGGCGAUCUUCGAAGCCGAAUCCCAGGUUAAGCAAUCCACCUAACCAUGUACAUGGUGAGCAAGUAGCUGCAGGGUGGCCCUCUUGGCUCACCAAGGUUGCUGGGGAAGCUAUUAACGGGUUGAUCCCUAGAAGAGCUGACACUUUUGAAAAGCUGAAUAAGGUUGGACAAGGUACAUAUAGCAAUGUUUACAAAGCGAAGGACACUUUGACAGGGAAAAUUGUUGCCCUAAAGAAGGUCCGCUUUGACAAUUUAGAGCCGGAGAGUGUGAAAUUCAUGGCCAGAGAGAUCCUUAUUCUGCGCCAUCUGGAUCAUCCCAACGUUGUCAAACUGGAAGGUUUAGUGACUUCAAGGAUGUCAUGCAGUUUGUACCUUGUGUUUGAAUACAUGGAUCAUGAUUUGGCUGGACUUGCUACAAGUCCAACAGUAAAGUUCACAGAGUCUCAGGUUAAAUGCUAUAUGCAUCAGCUACUUUCUGGACUGGAACACUGUCACAACCGUCAUGUGCUGCAUCGUGAUAUAAAGGGGUCAAACCUUCUAAUUGACAAUGAAGGAAUUCUUAGGAUUGCUGAUUUUGGAUUAGCUUCCUUCUUUGAUCCUCAUCAAAGGCACCCUAUGACCAGCAGGGUGGUAACUUUAUGGUAUCGACCUCCAGAGCUUCUGCUUGGAGCCACAGAUUACGAUGUAGGAGUGGACCUCUGGAGUGCUGGCUGCAUUCUUGCUGAAUUGUUGGCUGGCAAGCCUAUUAUGCCUGGUCGAACCGAGGUGGAGCAGCUACAUAAGAUAUUUAAGCUUUGUGGUUCUCCUUCUGAUGAAUAUUGGAAAAAAUCGAAGCUUCCACAUGCUACCAUUUUUAAGCCCCGACAAUCAUACAAGAGGUGCAUAGAAGAGACAUUUAAGAAUUUCCCAGCAUCAUCCCUGCCACUGAUUGAGACCCUUCUUGCAAUUGAUCCAGCUGAACGCCAAACUGCCACAGCUGCAUUGCACAGUGAAUUCUUUACUACAAAACCUUUUGCCUGUGAACCCUCUAGCCUUCCAAAAUAUCCUCCCAGCAAGGAGAUGGAUACAAAACUGCGAGAUGAAGAAGCUAGAAGAUUGAGAGCUGCUAACAAAACUAGUGCCGAUGUAAAGAAAUCACGUCCACGUCAUAGAGGUGGAAGGGGAAUUCCAAUUCCAGAUACCAAUGCCGAGUUGCAAGCAAAUAUUGAUAAAUGGCGACUGGUGACACACGCAAAUGCGAAGAGCAAGAGUGAAAAGUUUCCUCCUCCUCAUGAAGAUGGAAGUAUAGGGUACCCUUUGGGUUCUUCACAUCACAUGGAUCCAAUUUUUGAUCCUUCUGAUGUUCCAUUUAGUUCCACAAAGUUAUCAUAUCCAAAAUCAAAUAUCCAGACCUGGUCUGGUCCCUUGGUGGAAACUAGUGUGGAUGCACCAAGAAGAAAGAAGAACAUGCCAGGGAAUGGCCGCACACAUUCAAAGAAUGGCUCUUAUAGAUAAAUGCUGUCAAAGAUUAUUCAAAAUAAUUUAAGAAUUUCAAUACAACACCAAUUAUUUUUCACAAACAUUGGUGUUUGGUGAAGCUGCAAAAGUGCUGCUGUUCUAUUUUC
Molecule: messenger RNA, 2494 nt
Organism: Vigna umbellata (rice bean)
Lineage: Eukaryota; Viridiplantae; Streptophyta; Magnoliopsida; Fabales; Fabaceae
Source: RefSeq, a predicted model, not a curated record